Molecule: messenger RNA, 1150 nt
Organism: Saccostrea cuccullata (small rock oyster)
Lineage: Eukaryota; Metazoa; Mollusca; Bivalvia; Ostreida; Ostreidae
Product: E3 ubiquitin-protein ligase TRIM45-like
Exons: 2
Coding region: 161-1150 (329 amino acids)
Molecular function (GO): zinc ion binding
Source: RefSeq, a predicted model, not a curated record
UUUCCUUCAUGGACAGUUAAAUGCUUUGUUCAUAGGCAUACAUGUAUAUUAAAUUAGUGUUGAGUGUACAUGCAAUGUAAAAUUCUAGUGGUUUUAACAUAUUUACUUAUUUCGGAAACGGUUCAUACCUUAAAUUUUGAAUUCGCUGAAUUGUCAUGAAAUGGGAACCCUUAAUGCUAGCGUGUAUCAAGUUCAAAUGAACGCCAAAAGACCAAAAUCCCAGCGGACAAUAUCGGACUGGGAGUCAAAAUGUGAGCUCUGUCGAACACCGGCUACGGUGGAAUGGAAGUGUUUGAAUUGCUCUGAUUUUAUGUGUGCUAACUGCUACAAGAUCCACAAGCACGGUAAACUGACAAAGAUGCACACUGUCAUUUCCAAGACGAACAGAGGCAGCGAGAGCAACCUUCUUCACAACAUAAGAUGUGAUAAGCACUUAGAUGAAAACGUAGAUAUCUUUUGUGCUAAGUGCGACAAGCCGAUUUGCAAAAUAUGUCUGAUAGCGGAGCACAAUUCGCACAGUUUGACGCAAAUGGAAACAAAAGCGGAAGAAGAAAGCGCCAAGAUACGGAAAUUGUUGAGCGAAGUUUCGGCUACCAAAAUUAAACAUUUUCAAGAACAAAUAACCAAUCAAGAAGCAGCUAUCGAGACUUUCAGCCAGAAGGACAAAAUAGCUACACGUGAUAUAGAAACAAAAACGGAGAAGAUGAUAGGUAUUAUCAGAGAAAUCGGCAACAAACUAAUAAAGGAGAAUGUCAAUCGAUUGGAGUCUAUGAAAAAUCACAAAUCGUCACUGGCGAAAGAAUUGGCACAAAUCAGAAAAACUGUAGAAGAGGCGGAAAUCAGCCUGCAGAGAGGAAACGCUCUGGAAAUAAUUCAGAAGUCGCAUUACUUUGAAAGAAAACUUGACCAAAAAGUCCCGGAUGUACUGCAUCCAGUGUAUCACGAUUUCUCCAAGUUUAGAAUAGACAAGGAAAUUCUAACGGCUUUGAAGAAGGAAUGUAAUGUAAGAUUGCAUGAACGAGAUUUAGCGGAGUUGCUGGAGAAAAAUAAAGCUCUACAACAAGAGCUGGACAAAGUAACACUGGAGAACGAGAAGCAGAUGAAAUCUCUACAGUCUAAACUGAACGCAGUCACCAUCAGGAAAAGGUAA